Messenger RNA from Malania oleifera, 681 nucleotides. RefSeq lists its product as uncharacterized. Bases 1 to 681 code for a protein of 226 amino acids. Lineage: Eukaryota; Viridiplantae; Streptophyta; Magnoliopsida; Santalales; Ximeniaceae. The transcript has a single exon. The record is from RefSeq and is a predicted model, not a curated record.
AUGAACAAAGGAAAAGUGGUACAGAAUGAUCCUGAGACAGAUACAGACCCCACUCAUCCUCUGGGGUUCACUUCGGUUCAUGGACAAACAUCAGCUCCACCACCUGGCGUUAUGGAGGGUCCAAUCCCAAAUAUAUCUCUAUUCAUCCCUACUGUGCCAACACAAGGGUUCUCCGCGACAGGAACACUUCUGGUAGUAGCUUUUGAUAUAGGGGUGAACAAAUCUGAGGUCGAGCAUCAUUAUGACGUGCUAGAGGAGCUCUUGAAAGCUAUUAAAGGAUUUAGCACAUUCGACUCUGUUGAUCCUAGUGACCUUUGUUUGGCACCAAAAGUGAUCCUACCACCAAAAUUUAGAAUCCCUGAAUUUGAAAAUUUUGAUAGAACCCGCUGUCCUAGGACCCACUUGCGCCUCUACUAUCAGAAAAUGGCCGCUCACUCAAAUGAUGAGAAAUUAAUGAUGCACUGCUUUCAGGAUAGCUUGAGUGGAGCAGCUAUUAGAUGGUAUAUUCAGCAAGACCGAGCCCAGAUUCGCACUUGGAGAGAUCUAGAAAAUGAUUUUAUAUCUCAGUACCGUCAUGUAAUAGAAAUGGUACCCGAUCGCAUGACCCUACAAAGUAUGGAGAUGAAGCCUACCGAAACAUUUAGGGAAUAUGCGUACAAGUGGAGGGACAUUGCCAUCUAA